GAGCAAAUCUAUCAUGUCCCCUUCUUCACCAUCAGGAUCAUCAACUUCUUCAUUACCAACCUCUAACACUUUACUAGCUCUUCCUGAUGGAAUCAUAUCUGAUAAUCACCCAGAUAGAAAUUCUCCCAAUGUAUCAUUCGUUGGAGGGUAUCCUACUUUCCCUUCCAUGGCUGAUGUCCCUGUUAGAGUGAAAUGUAAAGUUUGCGGCGGGGACAUGCCAUUGUUGGUACAGGUCUAUUGUCCCCCUGAAGGUGGAACGAAUGAUAGGACCGUCUAUGUUUUCGCAUGUUCGAGAGUGAGGUGUCAGAGGAAAUAUGGGAGCAUUCGAGCUUUCCGUGCUUCGAAAAGGAAUGAAGAGUACGUUCGGGAUGUCGAAGAGACUAGGAAAAAGGAAGAGGCGGCUCGUGUUGCCGAAAGAGAAAAAGCAAGACAGAAUCCAUUCUCAUUAUCAACCCCUCAAGACUCUUUAUUCAGUUCCACCCUCUUCUCUCAAACCCAUCUUCCAGAUCUGUCUUCCCUUUCCCUGUCCUCGAUAAAUCCUUUCUCUUCAUCCUCUCCCCAACCUCAAACACCUUCAUCUACACAACCCUCUUUUUCACCUUCCCAACCCACUACAUCACCACCCGCUAUGAGCGAUCCAUCGACCACACCAUCACAAACCAUUUUACCAUCCAACCUAUCUAAAGAUACAUCACCCACCAGCCCCUUUUCCGCAAUCACCUACUCACCCCCUUAUCCAGCAUACCAACCCCCUCAAUAUCUCACCACCACCGGUGAAUACCUUCCUCCCCCAACUUCCUCCUCCUCAGCCUCUUCCGAAGGUCCAGACGAUCCUUCUUGGAAAGACGAACAAUGGGAACGUCUCCUUCGUAAAGGUGUCGAUGAAGUGUUACAGCGUUUUGUCGCACGUCUGUCCAAUGCACAAGGUGCCCAAGGUCAUGUAUUACGAUACGACCUGAAUGGUGUUCCACUUCCUUAUUCAUCGACAUCAAAAACGUUCAAAGUUCUUUGGCCGGGAGUACCAUUGCCUUCUAAACCGGAAGAUGAAGAUGAAUUAGAUUUUGAAACGUAUUACGAUCCUUCUUCCGUACCUAGAUGUUCGUGUGGUUCCAAAAGAGUGUUUGAAGUACAGUUGGUACCUACUUUGAUUAGUCUUUUGUCACCUGACACAUUGACCACCACUGGAAAGAACGUAGUGAAGAAGAAAGGAAAGUUGAGUGAGGUACAGAGGAAGAAAGAGAUUGCCAAGUUGACCAGACAGGGUAUAAACAAUCUUGAUGAGAAGAAAGAUGGAGAAAGUGAGGAAGAAGAAGAGAUUGGGGAAAUGGAAUGGGGUAGUAUAUUGGUUUUCGGUUGUCAAGAUGAUUGUGAAGGUUGUAAAGAAGAAUGGGUGGAAGUUGAAUGGGAAGGAGCUUUAUCAUUAGGACCAUUACCAUCAUCAAUUAAAUCAAGUUGAAUGCAUCAUUACAUGAUCCUC
This is a messenger RNA of Tremella mesenterica DSM 1558, 1477 nucleotides long. RefSeq lists its product as uncharacterized. The transcript is spliced from 3 exons. Gene Ontology annotation, cellular component: cytoplasm. Bases 14 to 1456 code for a protein of 480 amino acids. Gene Ontology annotation, biological process: maturation of SSU-rRNA. Lineage: Eukaryota; Fungi; Basidiomycota; Tremellomycetes; Tremellales; Tremellaceae. The record is from RefSeq and is a predicted model, not a curated record.